AUGAAUAUCUCGAAUAACAAUCAUCUAAAUACAUUCGAUUUACCCAAUGAAAUAUUAUUUAUUAUUAUCAAUAAACUGAAUAUUGUUGAUGUUUUUUAUUCACUUAUGAAUGUUAAUGAACGAUUUGCUCAAUUAAUAUUUGAUCGUCUUUAUAUUCAAAAUUUUGAUAUUACAGUUAUGACAAUGAAUUCAUUUUAUGAUCGUACUUUUUCAGUACAUGAACAAGUUCUUUCAAGAAUAUAUGAAAAUAUCUUACCAAAAAUUCAUGAUCAAAUUAAAAAACUUGCUAUUGAACAACAUUCAAUAGAACGUAUUCUUACUUUUAAUUAUUCUCAGCUAUAUUCAUUGUCACUUGUUAAUUUUAAAGAAGAAAUACUUUUUCAAUAUCUAAUAGAUUAUUCAAUUCUUCGUGAUCUUCUUACACAACAAAUUACACAUCUAAAUAUUGAUAUUCAAAAUGAUAAAAUAUCAGAAUUGUCUGAAAUUUCAUCAAAUAUAUUUAUAUUAAUUUUAUGUCUAUGUAAACGACUAAUCAAUUUGAAUUUUUGUCAAUUGUUUUCUUAUCGAAAUUCAUCAAUUUCUAUUUAUAAACUACCAAAAACAAAUUGUACAUCUUCAACUUUAACUGAAUUGAAAAUAAAUGUUGCAACUUUUGAUGAUUGUCUUUAUCUUCUUUAUGGAAGGUUGGAUAACUUAUCAAAACUAGUUAUUAAUGUGAAAAAAAUCAGAUAUCAACCAUUAAAGAAAACCAAAUGGAGAAAACUUCCUAAGUUGAAAUGCUUCUCAUUGACUUCAAUUAAUUAUACACAUGAUUAUGAUAAACAUAUUAUUCCAUUUCUUCGUCGAAUGAUAAAUCUUGAAGAAUUAAUAUUAUUUCUAUCAGUAAUAAGGAUUGACUCAACUUUUAUUGGUGGUAUUGAAUUAUAUAAUAAAGUGCUUAUUCAUAUGUCACAUCUAAACAAAUUUAUAUUCAGUAUAAAUACAGGUAUUCUUAUUAAGAAUAAUAAAAUUGAUGUACCAUCAAAUGAAGAUAUUCAACAUAGUUUCAAUGGAAAAGAAUAUGCACAAGUUGGUUCAUAUGUGCAUUUUGAACCAAGAACGCCAUCAAAGAGAUCCGGUUAUAAACUACCAAAGGCUGUAGUGAAAUGCCAUAUAUAUUCACUUCCAUAUCAAUUCGAAAUUUUUCUUCAUCUAAACAAUUCUUUUCAAGGUGGGAUGUUUGUUAAAGUUUGGUGCUUAACAAUGACUGAUACAUAUCCUUUUGAACAUCAAUUAUUCAAAAUUAUUUCUCAUGAUUUUCCUUUUUUGAAAGAAUUGAAUAUAUGCAAUGGUGAACCACAAAAAGAGAAGCAACAUCGUUCGACAUUAAUUAAUUUUCCUCAUCUUAAUCUUCUCAAUCUUGUUGAAGCACAUGUUGAUUAUGCUGAGCAAUUUCUCAUUGAUACGAACACUCAUUUACCUUGUUUACUGGAUCUCUGCAUCCAAUAUGAAUCACUCGCAAUGAUAACAAACAACUUUACUAAUGAUGCAACACGUCUUUAUUGUGCUAAAUUAAAAGAACUUCAUAUAGAUAAGCCGUUUGUUCGAUCAAAACAUUUUGAUGAGUAUUUUCCUUUAUUAUUGUAA
Molecule: messenger RNA, 1626 nt
Organism: Rotaria sordida
Lineage: Eukaryota; Metazoa; Rotifera; Eurotatoria; Philodinida; Philodinidae
Source: the annotation of a GenBank genome assembly